GAAACUUCUCCAGCCUUUAAAAAUAUACUAAGUACGCUAUGGAAAAAUGCCAUGUCAAAUUGAUGAAUUUUAUUUUUAAAAUGGUAUGGUCCCCAAAUCAAAAUGUGAAACAUUUGUGCUUCAAAGGACACCCUAAAAUGAAAAGACCGCCCACAAAAUGGGAGAAUACAUUUGCAAAGGACGUAUCUGAUAAGAGACUUGUAUCCAGAAUAUAUAAAAUACUCUUAUAAUUUCAUAACAAGAAGGCAUCCAGGUGGUGGCACUUUGUUGUGCCAGCCCCGGGACACCAAAACAGAGGGCAGACAGAGGCUGUGCUCAACUGGAAGAUAGGGGUAAGGGGGGAGCUGGGGGUGAGGCUGUGUGAGCGGAACCGUGUGAGGAACCACUGGCCUGGACCUGGGAACACCCCUACCCCCACCACACACAGGUGCCUGAGGGUUGCAGGACGGUGGAAUCCCUCAGCCCCAGGAGGGCUCAGGAUAGCCUGUCCCCUGGCAGGUAGGCAUCGCCUCCAGCCACCCUGCAGGGGCUCAUGGGGCAGUCUGCUCAGGUGCCCCACCUGGUGGGCCCACCCUACGGGUCUUGCGGGUCAUGCUACACCCUGGGACAGGAGGUUCUUGGAACCUUCUCUGGACUUUGGAGCUGAGAUACACUCCGUUCCAAGUGACCUGGCCAGCAUUCCUCAGGACCUUGAUCCCUGCCCCCCCCUCAGCUGGAUGACUACAUUUUCCAAAGCUCAGCGAGCCUCUCGAUCUGCUUUCCCAAGUCUGGACUUUCCUGCUGCCCCUCCCCCGUCUCAGGCUGAUGAGGGUGGGGAAGAGCCUGUUUCCAGGCUCCAACAUUUCUGCCCUAGCUCAGAGAGUGGAGCUGCCACAGCCAGAGCCAUGCCCACCCCCUCCCAGGCCCUUCAGUCUCCCUGUCUGUCCUUUGCUUCUGUCUCUGUCUCACACACACACACACACACACACACACACACGCACCCCCCCCACACAUCCUGCCUUUGGGGCAGGCUCCACCCUCCCCCAACCCGUCCCUUCUCCCUCCUUCCUCCCCCCUCCCUCUUCCCUCUUAAAAGAGCGACUCUCUCUCUGCAGCAGAAACCUCAGCUGGGAGCAUCUGUGAGAAGGUCACAGGCCCUGGAGCCCCGAACAACCAUGUGCUUCGCCAAGACAGGCAGAAGUCCUACUGAGGACUUACGACUCAAAAUGCACCAGAUGGUGGACAGUUUCUGUAAUAGCCAUCAGAAUCAACCAGAAGGACAAGAAGAGGAGGAGGUGGCGCUGCUGCAGCUGGAGGACGACUUCAAUGAGGUCUUGCUCGACACUGUGGAUCUGCACUAUCAGAACAGCAAUCAGGAAUCCACUCCGUUACUUCCUGAAGUGCGGCAGGAAUUGCGCUCCAGGGUCCGGAGGUCCUCUGUCCCUUCCCUGGAAGAUGAAAGCUUGGAGGUCUGGGAUCCCAGGGAGUCCUUUUAUGACAGAGCCCUGAGGUUGUUCCAGAGGCUGCUGUGCUGCCUGCAGCAGAAGUGGCAGGCCGUGCUGGCUUGGGUGCGGAAGAUGGUGGCUGCUGGCAUGCAGGCCCUUUGCAGCGCCGUGGAGGCCGUCUGGAGUGUGUUUCAGGAUUUCUGCUCCUUCGUGGCACAGGUCCUCAGGAGUGCCAUCCAGGCCUAGCCAAGCCCCCCCUCCACGGGUUUCCGGCCCAGGUCUGCCCCAUUGCUCUGCUAUGGUGUCUUAAUAAAAGCUGGUCGAACCCAA
This is a messenger RNA of Ailuropoda melanoleuca (giant panda), 1754 nucleotides long. It is a transcript of the gene IL32, whose product is annotated as interleukin 32. The record is from RefSeq and is a predicted model, not a curated record. The transcript is spliced from 8 exons. Gene Ontology annotation, biological process: immune response. NCBI's taxonomy places the organism in Eukaryota, Metazoa, Chordata, Mammalia, Carnivora, Ursidae.